AUGUCACUUCAAAGAUUACGAUAUCGACCCCGACGUCCUUUUUGGCAGCUUCCUCAACAUCGAUUGCCAGUUUUAUCCCUUUACAAAACGUUGCUCAGAUUAUCCAAAACAUUUCCUAAUGAUAUUCACAAGAAAUACUUAUACUUUGCUAUUCGUGAAAAGUUUAGAUCUAGACGCUAUGAAACCUCAGUGAUGUCAACUAUCAAGCAUUUAAAAGAAGCACAAGAAUGUCGGCUCACUUUACAAAAAGCAUUGCAAGGUGAUAAAGAAUCUUUUAAACAUAUUGAUGACCUAGCAUGGGGUAGGAAAGGUAGGCUCAAAAAAGUGUUGGAAGUACAAAAAAUUCAUAAACUAGUUUAUGAUACUCGAACCGUUCAAUCACGCAUGAUUGAUCCGCAUCGUGCGUACAGAGUUCCUCUAGAUCCACGUUUAUAUAAGCCACCAAGAGUACGUUUCUUUCGAAGAAAAAGAUGGCUAAAAAAAAAGCAUAAAUGGCGAGAAGGACUCGUAAAGUAUACAAUAGUCACACAGUUAGGAUAUAGACUUCAGAGAAUAAGAGGAUGGCGUCAACCUACUUGGAUUUCUAUGAUGAUGAAUAAACGCAUAAGACAACAUCAGAAACGAAUUGACAGAUUUCGAGAAUUAGAAUCUUAUCUCGAGAUGGUUAAGGGAGAAGAAGUAAUGUUGAAGACUUUGAAUCCUAAGCUAAACAGAGAAAUGGAAGGAUUCGAUAAACUUAUUAUACAAGAGAUGAUUGAUAGCAGAAAAUUCUAUGAGAACAUGAUGAAACGCGAGAAAAAAGCCAAAUUGGAUGACAACAUUUGA
Messenger RNA from Dentiscutata erythropus, 825 nucleotides. Lineage: Eukaryota; Fungi; Glomeromycota; Glomeromycetes; Diversisporales; Gigasporaceae. The record is from the annotation of a GenBank genome assembly.